Molecule: messenger RNA, 2408 nt
Organism: Pygocentrus nattereri (red-bellied piranha)
Lineage: Eukaryota; Metazoa; Chordata; Actinopteri; Characiformes; Serrasalmidae
Gene: sox2
Product: SRY-box transcription factor 2
Exons: 6
Coding region: 406-1413 (335 amino acids)
Biological process (GO): anatomical structure morphogenesis; regulation of DNA-templated transcription; cell differentiation
Molecular function (GO): RNA polymerase II cis-regulatory region sequence-specific DNA binding; DNA-binding transcription factor activity, RNA polymerase II-specific
Source: RefSeq, a predicted model, not a curated record
UGGCUGACAGUCCUUCCACGUGAACGGUUGUCUAUUAACUUGUACCAAAAGUAUCUGGAGUUGUCAAGGCUCCGCGUGGAAAAGGGGCAAAAAAACCUCAAUUUUGUUGAUUCUUUUUGAAGACUCGAGAAGUUUGUGGGCAAAACAGGGCAGGAGGAAAAGGGGGAAGACGAAGGGGAAACGGCAGAGAAACUCACCCCAGCGCGCUCGGGCUGAAGGGGGGACUCCAGCAGCAGCAGCAGCAGCGCAGCCGGCCGCUCGGACUUGGGUUUGUUGUUGGUGGUUUUUUUUUUUUUUGUUUUUGUUUUUUUUUUCUUUUUUUUUUUUUCUUUUGCUACUUUCUUGAACUUCUGCUUCUUCCUCUUCUUCUUGGCCGAGGGAAGGCUUUCUGACACCGCCGCGCAAAUGUAUAGCAUGAUGGAAACCGAGCUGAAGCCCCCGGCCCCUCAGCCCAACGCUGGGGCCACGGGGAACGGCAACAACCCCGGGGGCAACAACCAGAAGACCACCCCGGAGAGGGUCAAGAGACCCAUGAACGCCUUCAUGGUGUGGUCCCGGGGCCAGCGCAGGAAGAUGGCCCAGGAGAACCCCAAAAUGCACAACUCGGAGAUCAGCAAGAGGCUGGGGGCCGAGUGGAAGCUGCUGUCCGAGUCCGAGAAGAGACCCUUCAUCGACGAGGCCAAGAGGCUGCGCGCCUUGCACAUGAAGGAGCACCCGGAUUACAAGUACCGGCCGCGCAGGAAAACCAAGACGCUGAUGAAGAAGGACAAGUACGCGCUGCCCGGCGGGCUCCUGGCGCCCGGAGGCGGCGGCGUCGGCGGCGUCGGGGUUGGCGUCGGAGUCGGAGUCGGCGUCGGGGUCGGGGUCGGCUCCGGCGUCGGGCCCGGCAUGAACCAGCGGAUGGACGGCUACGCGCACAUGAACGGCUGGAGCAACGGCGGCUACGGCAUGAUGCAGGACCAGCUGGGUUACGCGCAGCACGCCGGCCUCAACGCGCCCAUGCAGACCACGGCCACGGCGCCUGUGCACCGGUACGACAUGAGCGCGCUCCAGUACGGCUCCAUGACGAGCGCGCAGACGUACAUGAACGGCUCGCCCACGUACAGCAGCAUGGCGUACUCGCAGCAGCAGAGCGGACCCCCCAUGAGCCUGCACGGCUCCAUGAGCUCGGGGGUGAAGUCCGAGUCCAGCGCGAGCCCCCCGGCCGUGGUCACCUCCAGCUCGCACUCGCGCGCCGCCGCCGCGCAGCCGUGCCAGACAGGCGAUCUGAGGGACAUGAUCAGCAUGUACCUGCCCGGGGCGGAGGUGCAGGAGCAAACGGGCCAAAGCAGACUGCACCUGUCCCAGCACUACCAGGGCGCACCUGUGCACGGGACGACCAUAAACGGCACGCUGCCCUUAACGCACAUGUAGACGUGGACACUUUGGACGCACUGCGCGAAACACUGGGACUGGACUACUACCGCUAUUAUUAUUAUUAUAAUUAUUAUAAUUAUUAUUAUUAUUUUUGUACAGAACCUUCCUUUCUUUCUUUUUUUUUUGGUGAGGGAAAACUUGUACAGGACUCGAGGAAUGAACACAGAACACAGCCACCCCCCCCCACCUCCUCUCCUCCCCCCACCUGUUUUUAUUUUUUUUGCUUUCUAUUUUAAAGAAAGACGCUGAACGCGCACAGAAUUACUAACGGGUUCCUGCCAGUAAUUUAAUACGCGUUCAUAAUCAGCACCCAAAAGCUGAGAGUGUAGGACUCGAGUUCUAUCAGUGUUUUCUCAUUAGAAACGCGCGCGGUGCGGCUCAUUGGCAGCUCGUCCGCUCGCUAGUUGGGCCUGUAACGCUGCGCUCUGGUUGGGGCUGAAAACCCAAGAAAAAGUCUGAAGACCCGCCACCAGUGCUCGUGCCUGUAAGCUGUAAAGGGGGAAAGCAGGAGAAACACCUGAGCACCUCCGCCGCUGUGGAGCUAACUGAUGGGAACCAAUGUGAAAAUUACUAGAAGAGAACAGGCCUGAAAAUGGAAAAAGGGAUGGGGGUAAAUUCCAGUGGAACCGAGAGGGGUUGAAUUCCAGAUCAUUUCAUCUCGACUUUGAAAUACAGUGGAGAACCUUCAGGACCUUCUUGGCCUUCAGAGAAGACCUAAUGAUUUUGUAGUACGAUUUUGUGCUUACUUGAUCGUCAUAUUCUGAUUUACAGUGGGACUAAUUUCAUGAGAAAAAAAACGUUCUUCUGGAAGUUCUAGACGACUGCUUAGUGGUCUAAGCAGGUCUGGUUAGUUGUUAGGAGUGUAAAACAGCAGCGGCAGCUCUGUGUCAGAACUCUUUGCUGAAAGAGUGACUGUAAGACUGAUACACACAAGCUCAGAUAUAUGAUAAUGUCUGUUACAAGGUUCGAAUAAAACCUAUGGAGUGUCUUUA